Messenger RNA from Callorhinchus milii (elephant shark), 4573 nucleotides. It is a transcript of the gene gpatch2, whose product is annotated as G patch domain containing 2. The record is from RefSeq and is a predicted model, not a curated record. The transcript is spliced from 10 exons. Lineage: Eukaryota; Metazoa; Chordata; Chondrichthyes; Chimaeriformes; Callorhinchidae. Bases 141 to 1604 code for a protein of 487 amino acids. Gene Ontology annotation, molecular function: nucleic acid binding.
AUCAUCCUAAGUCAUCCUAAUUAAUAUUGGGCUACUUUUGGGGCUAGUAUUCGGUGGACUAUGGUGGUGCACAACAAAAGUGUAUUUUAUUUUUUAAUGUCUGGCAAAACCCCCCGCCUGGCCUCAGGCCCAUCAGAAUAAUGGAAGAAUUGGUUCAUGACCUGGUCUCUGCUCUGGAGGAAACUUCCGAGCAGACCCGAGGAUGUGCAGAGUUUGGGGAUGAAACUCGGAGCUCAGCUGCGUGCCUUCUGAAACGUCAGGCCAGGAAAAGGAGAGGCAGAAAAAGGCGAUCAGACACUGGCCAUCACAUCUUGGAGCAUGGCCACUGCCUGAGUGAGGGCUCCGAAUCCAGUCUGGAUGAGGCAAUCCGGGACUACAGGGAGAAUAACAACAAUUACAGCGACUCUGAUGACCACCUGAUUGUUGCCAAACGCCUCUCUUCUCUGAAUGUGACAGCAGUCAGGGGGAAAAGACACUCAUGGCAUGAGUCGGAUUCCAUCACCGACAGUAACUUAGCUGGUAGAUCUUUGCGAAGGAGGAGGAAGGUCAAGCGUAUGGCUAUAGAUCCACCAGCAGAGGUCAGUGAUGCACUUCACCCACUGACCCAGGGCAAAGCUCAAGCCAUGGACCCAGAAAGGCACCAAGCAUCACCAAACCAGCUCCAUCUCCAAGUCCAGGAGAUCAGUAAGGACAAGAUCACCAAAAGAAAGCUUUCCUCUACCAGAGGGCUAGAAAUUCAGGAUGAAGGAGUGGUAGUGGAAAGUGAAGAAAUGUGCAACACAAAUAAGGACAAAAUGGAGUACGAAGAACAGAAAGGCUCAGAUGAUAACAUGAGUGACAGUGAAUCCAGCAGCCUCAGCAGUAGUGAUGCUGGCUUGUUUACCAAUGAUGAAGGGAGGCAAGGUGAUGAUGAACAAAGUGACUGGUUCUAUGAAGGGGAGACUGGUGGGGCCUGUGGUAUCGCAGGAGUCAUCCCCUGGUGGGAGCAGGAGGAUGCCCUGGCACUGGAGAGGGAACUGCCUGAUCCAGUCUUUGAGAGCAUCUUAACUGGCAGCUUCCCUCUCAUGUCACAAGCAGCCCAGAGAGGUUUUCAAGCAAGACUUUCCCGAUUGCCUGGAAUGUCAAAUAGAAUUGGCAGAAAGGGGCCCCGGAAGCUUUCCACAAAGAUUAACACUCCUGGGUCUGGCAGUAAUGAGAGACUGGUCCACUUCUCCCAGGACCCCCAUCACCAAGACCUUUGGUUCUGCCCUGGGGCCAGGAAGGAUCAUAGCCAGCUCAGUUACCUGCGAGAAGUGCAUGGUGACAGAACACCCAGAAAGACCAGCUCGUUGCGAUCACCUAGUGGACAAACAAAUGUUCAUUUAGGAUCACUGUGCACGGGAGAUAUCAAACGGAGAAGAAAAGCAGCACCUCCCCCUGGACCUUCAGCAGCAGCAUUUAUAGGUGAAAACGCCCACCCCAUCCCAGAUUCCAACAUCGGUAGUCGGAUGAUGCAAAGCAUGGGUUGGAUUCCUGGCACUGGCCUUGGACCAGACGGCAAAGGGAUUGCAGAGCCCAUUAGAGCAUUACAGAGACCAAAAGGGGUCGGACUUGGCUUCAGCUGACAGACAGGUAAUCAACCCAACAGAAACCACUCCCAACAGCCUCAGCUCAGAAUCGUGUGAAGACAUUGGAAUAUGUGGCAAGGAAAAUAACAUUGUUAUAAAAAAAGACCCUUAAUUGUUUUAAAUUCAACACACAUGCUUAUUUUAGAAUAGGUGUCAGAGCUGAUUUACUGUCUUAAUUGUUAUGAAGGUUUUUUGAUAGCAGGAAAUGAAUUUGAUUACUGUACACUGAUGCACAAGUCCAAAGGUCUUUGGGGACAAUAAUUCCAUUCCAUCCAAAGUUGUGUCUGCAAGCUGACUGAGGCUGUGGAUGUGAAUUUAUUAUGAAAUAUGGCAGUAGUAUGAAUCUUCUGCUGUCCGGUGUAUGAAUAUCUCUGUAUGAUUUGCAAGUUGUCAUCCUGUUCCAACUGCUGUGCUUCUAUUAAAAAAGUUGCUGAUAAUGUGGUGCUGAAAAGUGGUAACAUUAUUCCAAUGAAGAACCAAGACAAUGUCCAACUGUCCUACGAAGUUGCAAAACAUUUUUUUAGUGAUUGGAAACUCAAAUCACUUUUGUUGCUAUUGCCAUGUAUUUAUUUCAAAUUCGACAUUGUCAUUUUAUUCGCAGAGAAAUAAAACAAUAUUUCAGGAAAAAUACCAAACAAAACUGUACAUUGUCCUGGUCUUUGUCAUGAAAGGAAUGGUUAUUUAUUGCAUGGAAUAAAUCAAAUGUUGUUAAAUGGGUCCCAUAGUGCUAAAUAUACACAAAUUCAUUUAGAUUUGUAGGUUAUUCUGUAGUGCCAUUUUUUUCACGUGUGAGGACAACAUGAUGCUUUCAAACUUCAGUAAAGAGCCGUUGGCACGGUGCUAUAUUCAACCAUCCAAUAAUCAUUGCUGUGGUUGUGAUGUGUCCUGAUAAAAGGAGCAGGGAACUGAAUGUGAAGCUGAGUGCUUUCAUGAGCCUGAGGUACUGUGUUCCAGCAUAAAACCCACACUGGAUCAUUUAUUGUAACUAAUAGCAAACAGAACCGGCUUAAAAUUUUUCUUAGAAUCCAAGAUGGUAUGAUCCUGCUAUGAUUGGUACCACACAUUUCAGGAAUGUGACAUUUUAGUGUGCAUCUCUCAACUAAUUGAAUUGCUCAGUUCUGCUAAUCUAUCCAUUGAAGAGUAUUACAGAUUGUUGCAAAACAUCGGAUUUCAUGUCCGAAACAGCACUUAAAUAUUUUUUAAAAUAAACAAAUGGUUACAAAUAUCUUACCUACAGGAGGUCUUUCAUAUAUUGUAAUUAAAGUCAUUUCUGUUGGACAAUAGAUACCAGAGUCCUAAACAUAUCUGUAGAUGGGUGAUUACAUGGCAGCUAUGGUGGCCUAUUUGCCUGAAAGUUACUGUUCCAUUUAAUUUCAGCUUCAAAUGUGUAUUCUAUCGUAAAACUCCAACAUGCUGCUAAUAGCAAGGAAUAUAUCAUAGUUAACGAUUUUUGGUGACAAGUCAAUAUGGCAGAAUUGUGUAAAAUGUUUGAUGGUUAAAAAGAUUUACAAUGGUAAGAUAAAUAAAAUAUGGGCAAAAAAAGUUUAUGUAGAAAUAGUACAGGUAAUAUAGAUAUCUUGAACUCAAGUACAGUAUUUAGUUGUGCUUUACUUAAUACAAUCAUUAUUCUCUGUAUUACAAAAUGAUUUUUUAAAAUUUAGCAAGUAAAAGGCAAUUAAUAUAGUAUUUAGCAGAACCAGCUCAACAUGGUGGCAAAAAUUUGAAAUGAUAUACCUGCUUGUUUAAUGGAUUUGACAUUACUUUGACUUUUAAUGUCAAUUUUAUUUAGCAGACAGUUACUAUUAUUAUCAAUGAUUUGAUACCCUCGAAACUUAUAGCAGGUGUGGGUAUCAAAAUCAGUUAGUGGGCCAGUGGCUGAUUAUCUCCCUUUGAACAGAGCAAGGUUUCAUUGUAAUGCAGUUUGAAAGCUGACUUAUCUGUUACAUGACACAACAUGGUACUUGAGAACAGAGCAGCAGUGCCUGUGUCAAGUGCCUUAAUUGGGUAAUUCUACUUCAUGACGUAUUUUAAAACAACUCGAGCCACAGGGUUACAGGGCUAAAACGUGUGGUACCACACUCCUGCAUGAAAGAAAUGGAAAAUCAGACCUUUUUUUUAAGUUUGCAUGUCACAAUUGUAGAUGUACUGUUUUUGCUGCAGAGACAGUAAAUGUUGCUCCCCAUGAGGAAUAUGGGAAUACAUGACUUAACAAUUCUUAUGGGAAAAAAAACAAGAUAUAUUUAAGAUAUUGAACUGUUAUUUUAUGCAAUAGAUCUAAAUGGAUAGGAACUGCUUUGAACCAAGUUUAUUUGUAACAUGCAUAUAACCAUUAUGAGAGGAAGCAUUGAGCCUUGGAAGCAAUUUAGUGAUAAGAGUAUAGCUUAUGUAGGUUAAACUGUACAAUUAAAAGUUCCUUUGGGUUUGUUCGUAUGAAGCAUGGCUUGAAUGAGACAGACUAGCAGAUAUUUAUCAAAUUACCAUUUAUAUAGUGAAAUAUAGAAAUCAAGCAACUUUGCAUUUAAUCUGUUGGUCAGCUAAUUCCAAGGUUUUUAACAAUCAAAAUUGGGAAUUAAAAUCUAGCUUUUUUCUGUCUAGAAAUGUUUCUACAAUUUUCAAUAACAGUAAAGUGGAGUAUCACAGUGGGAUCUAGACUGAUUUAUCCUUUAUAGCUUGUGUAUCUUGUGCCUGUACUUGAAUUUAAUGUGCAUGAUGUGAAAUGUCUCGUAUGCCUAUUCCAUACUGGCAGGUAAACUUGCAAAUUUGUCAUGUAUUGUGUCGCCAUGUUUAGCAGUGUUGAGAAUCAGUAUUAUUUCUCUGUACAAAUUCUUUCUGAGAGAAUUCAAUUGUUCUUGGACUUAAACUGUUUUUAUAGAAGUUCCAACGUUUUUAACUCUGCAUAACUGACCCUUAAGAUGAACCUUAUCAGACCUUUUGCAAGUAGGUAAAUAAAUGAGCACCACGACCAA